Messenger RNA from Acomys russatus (golden spiny mouse), 1797 nucleotides. It is a transcript of the gene Slc16a5, whose product is annotated as solute carrier family 16 member 5. Gene Ontology annotation, biological process: monocarboxylic acid transport; transmembrane transport. Gene Ontology annotation, molecular function: monocarboxylic acid transmembrane transporter activity. The transcript is spliced from 4 exons. The record is from RefSeq and is a predicted model, not a curated record. NCBI's taxonomy places the organism in Eukaryota, Metazoa, Chordata, Mammalia, Rodentia, Muridae. Bases 74 to 1477 code for a protein of 467 amino acids.
GGCAGCCUGCCAACCCCAGGCUCCGGGCUCUCCUCUUCCAAGCUGUGCUCACAAAGUGCCAGCAAGCCUGAGAAUGGCCCCGGCCCUGGAGCAAGCAGAUGGCAGAUGGGCCUGGGUAGUCCUACUGGCCUCCCUGGUGAGCCAGGCCCUCACCGUGGCCUUCCCUUCCUGCAUUGGCGUCUUCUUCGCUGAUUUGAUGCGUGACUUCCAGGCCAGCAACAGUGAGAUCUCAUGGCUCCCCUCUAUCAUGGGGGCCAUGCUCCAUGCUGGGGGACCCCUGUGCAGCAUCCUGGUGAAACGUUUCAGCUGCCGAGUGGCCAUGAUGGUGGGGGGUGUGCUGGCCAGCCUAGGCAUGGUGGCCAGCACCUUCUCUCGCUCCCUCAUUCACCUCUUCCUCACGGCAGGACUGGUCACAGGCCUGGGCAUGUGUUUCAGCUUCCAGUCAAGCAUUACAGUGCUGGGCUUGUAUUUUGUCCGGCACCGGCCUCAAGCCAAUGCACUGGCCUCCAUAGGCAUCUCCAUAGGCGUCACCCUCUGGCCACUGCUGGCCCGCUAUCUCCUGGAAACCCUGGGCUGGAGGGGCACCUUCUUCCUCUUCGGUGGCAUCUUUCUCCACUGUUGUGUGUGUGGAGCCAUCCUAAGGCCUGUUGCCACCGCUGUGGUCCCCGAGCCGAGAGAAGACCCCCCUCUGCUUCCCAAGACACCUACACGCAGCUGCCUGGCAACAUGUGUCUCAGCUAUCCAGCACCACCUGGCCUUUGACAUCCUUCGGCACAAUAUGGGCUUCUGCAUAUAUGUAACAGGAAUGACAUGGAUGCUCCUGGGUUUUCCGCUGCCGCACAUCUUCCUGGUGCCAUACGCUUUGCAUCAUGGGAUAGAUGAGUAUUGGGCAGCCAUGCUCAUGUCGGUCAUCGGCUUCUGCAACAUCUUCCUGCGGCCAAUAGCAGGGCUGCUGGCAGGCAGGAAGAGCCUGGCUGCCUACCGGAAGUACCUGUUUACUGGGGCAAUCCUCAUCAAUGGGCUCACCAAUCUAAUAUGCACAGUGUCAGCGGACUUCUGGGUGCUCCUGAGCUAUUGCCUGGUGUACAGCCUAUCCAUGUGUGGAUGUGGGAUCCUCAUCUACCAGGUCCUCAUGGACAUUGUCCCGAUGGACCGGUUCCCCAGUGCCCUGGGCCUCUUCAGCACCCUGUGUGGCAUUACUUCUCUCAUCUCUCCACCAUUGGCUGGACUGCUGCUGGACGCAACCAACAACUUCAGCUACGUUUUCUACAUGUCAAGCUGCUUCCUCGUCUCAGCCUCCCUCUUCCUGGGUGUGGGCUUCUAUGCUGCAGACAAGAAGCUGAAGAGAGAAGAUGGACAAGCCAAGAUGGAACCCACCGCCUCGGAGAUCACCCCAAUGGGAGGUCUUACCUCAGAAGACAAGGACAGGACCAAGAGGCAACUGUGCCCUGAAAACAUGUAUGUGACCAGCGUCUGAGCUCCAGAGGUCACACAGGACCUGCUGCUGAGCUCUGAGGUCAGUGAGGGACCUUCCGGCAUGUAGAGAGUAGAAGUGGACCUGCCCGGCUGGCUUCCUACAGUCCCGAGAAGAUGGGUCUGAGUCCUGCUUGAAGCUCGCUAUCCUGGGCUGGCUCCUCAGUUGCUCCCACAACCCAGUAUUCUAGCUUUUCUCCUCCAACCUUCCCACAUCAACUCUCUUUGUCCUUCUUGGCCUCCGAGGACUCUGAAGAAUUUGCCUUUCUUCCCAAAUCACCGCCCCUGACCCCUUAGGUCAGGAAGAUUAAGGGCGCUGCUUCA